Messenger RNA from Melampsora larici-populina 98AG31, 837 nucleotides. RefSeq lists its product as uncharacterized. NCBI's taxonomy places the organism in Eukaryota, Fungi, Basidiomycota, Pucciniomycetes, Pucciniales, Melampsoraceae. The record is from RefSeq and is a predicted model, not a curated record. The transcript has 6 exons. Bases 1 to 837 code for a protein of 278 amino acids.
AUGUCUCAAGGACCAACUUCAAUUGAAAUUGCUGACUCAGUUCCAUUUGGUGAAACUAAAAUUCAAAGGUCACACAAGUCUAUCAUACAACCUGAUAUUAUCAAGGUUCACAAAGAAGUGAAAAGGGUUACUAAAGUGAUUGGUGGUAAAGAAGUUACGGAGGAUAAAGUGUGGGAGUUUUAUGAGUUGAGGGAUUACAAGUAUUGGACCUUUAAGCAGUUUUUGGAGGAAGUGAACACAAGUUUAACUUACUCUUCUACCAAGCCCGCUUUGCCAAUCAUGGCAAAUGCUUCCGGACGUCUGGCCAUUACAUUUGCUACCACAUAUGACUUGUUUGGUGUAGAAGGACUUGAACAUUCGAUCAACGAAACUGAUUUACUGGGACUAUUCACCAAUUCAAACUUACUCACUACUCUUGUAUCUGUGAUUGACAAAACACCUAGCUUGAAAUUUGUGGUCCAUGAUGGUGAAUCAAAGUGUAAAUCCAUGUCCAAGAUUCAAGAAUUAAGACUGCAUAUCAGAGUUGUAUCCAGAGUCUUACUAUAUGAUGAAUUACGUGAAGUUGGUACCGAGAGCAAUCAUCCAACUGUAAAGGCAGAUCCAGAGGACAUCGCUUGCAUUAUGUAUAAAGUGGAAGUACAGAAACAUGCUGGUGAUGAACAUAAAGGUAGUGAGGAUGACAAACAGUUUGAUGAAUGUGGAGAAGGAUUGAGGAAUGAAUAUGUAGCAACUGGAAGUCGGGAAUACGUGUGGUCUCUAAUGGAGAUCUUGGGUUUCUUUUUCCUUUGGAUUCAUACUCAUGGACCUAAAGGUAUUAACAAUGAUUGUAGAGGUUGA